AAACAUCCAAUCCUCUAACCAACCAAAAAAGAUCACUCUCCCUCUCUCUCUCUCUCUCUCUCUCUCUGCCUGACACAGCCGUGCCUCUUAAGAGAACGAACCCACAAGACGAUAGAAGAAGAAGAAGAAGAGGAAAAUUGAAAGGGUGGUUGAAUCCCUACUAUAAUUGAGCUUUAUCCGCCCAACUAGAAAGAAAGAUGGGUUGUGCUUCACAAGCGGCCAUUAGCAGCAUGUUAUCAGCAGCCAACUGUUACACAGUUGCCUCAUCCAGCAGCCGCUUGUUCUUCUUCAACAAGGAAGAUCCCAGGGUUAUUACUAGGAACCAGAAGCAGAGUCUCAGCCUCUUCAGAAUCCGAGCUUCCUCCGAUGAUUCUGAUGACUGUAAUGUCGAAGAAUGCGCCCCUGACAAGGAGGUCGGCAAGGUGAGCAUGGAAUGGUUAGCCGGAGAGAAAACCAAACUGGUGGGUACAUAUCCGCCUCGUAAUCGAGGUUGGACAGGCUAUGUUGAGAAGGACACUGCAGGGCAAACGAACAUAUAUUCCGUUGAGCCUGCAGUUUACGUGGCAGAAAGUGCAAUCAGCUCUGGAACUUCUGGUUCUUCUUCCACUGGGUCCGAGAACACAGCAGCCAUUGCUGCUGGCAUUGCCCUCGUCUCCAUUGCUGCAGCUUCGACGAUACUCCUUCAAGUUGGGAAAAGCCCACCCGAGAUGCAAACGGUGGAAUACUCUGGGCCGUCGCUAAGUUACUAUAUCAAUAAGUUUAAACCACCAGAAAUGGUCCAAGCUUCAGUCCCUCCAGAAACUGAAACUUCAGUCUCUUUGCAGCCAGAAAGCAAUCCUACAGAAGUUCCUGGGGUUGAGGCUGGUUCUGGAAAUCAGCCAACUGCAUUUUCUGAACUCUCUUAGCUUGGAAAUCAAAGGACAUCAGAGCUCUCUGAUUUUCGUUAAAAAAUGAAGCCCGCUCGAGUCUUGAGGGUGCUUCCUUCGAUAUAUGGUUUGCAUGCUAUAUAUUUUAACUGAUUCUACAUGCAUGUAUUUAUGGUUCAAAAUAUUCUUGAGUUCCCGUGUUGGGCAUUGUAGGAAUAAAAUUUUUAGUAUUUCUGGUUU
Molecule: messenger RNA, 1106 nt
Organism: Diospyros lotus (date-plum)
Lineage: Eukaryota; Viridiplantae; Streptophyta; Magnoliopsida; Ericales; Ebenaceae
Product: protein MAINTENANCE OF PSII UNDER HIGH LIGHT 1
Exons: 3
Coding region: 198-905 (235 amino acids)
Biological process (GO): regulation of protein complex stability
Cellular component (GO): chloroplast thylakoid membrane
Source: RefSeq, a predicted model, not a curated record